AUUUGUGAUUGCUUAUCCAUGGCAAUCAGAGACAAUGGACAAAGCACCAAUCGAAUGGACCAAAUGUUUAUGAAAGAGUUUGUCACCAGAACUGUGUAAUCAAUCAUGUUUGCCAUUGUCAUGUCUAGUCUGAAAUUGUUUGCGAUCUACGUCGCACACAGGAGCAAAAAUGACAAGUGAUGACAUCUCUACAACAAUUGAAGUCUGUGAGUGACUUGCCCAGACUACCUGUGCCACCUCUGCAGCAGACAAUGGACAAAUACCUUCGAGCAAUUUGUCCUCUACUAAGUAAAGAGGAGAUGGACAAAACGAAAACAAUUGUAGAUGCAUUCAGAAAACCGGGUGGAGAAGGAGAAGUUUUGCAGCAUAUGCUUGAAACAAGAGCCAAGAAACACAUUAACUGGCUGGCUGACUGGUGGCUACAUGUAGCAUACUUGGCAUUUCGGACACCAGUUACUGUUCAUGUUUCACCUGCAACAAUGUUUCCUCUGAUGCCACAGUUUUAUAAACAUGAAACACGACUGAAAUUCAUCUCUGAUUAUGUGACAAUGAUGAUGAAGUGGAAGCAUCUUGUUGAUAGAAAUACUAUUUCUCCUUUGAAAAUUGGUAAUAAGGAAGUUUGCUCAAGUGCGCGAAAGCAGCUAAUGGGGUCAUGUCGCUUGCCAUAUUCUCAAGUUGAUGGCCAGGUUGUUUAUCAACCUCAUGAAACAAGGCACAUUGUUGUAGCUCAUAACUGCCAGUUCUUUGAGGUGGAUUUGUUUGAGGUAGGCAGUAACACAUUGCUCAGCCCUCCUCAAAUCUAUAAGCAGUUAGAAGAAGUGAUCAAGAUGUCACCAGACAGUGCAAGACCUCCUGUCAGUGAGAGAGUUGGAUUGUUAACUACAGAUGAUAGAGACACCUGGACAGAAGCAAGACAGAGACUAACUGCUGAAAGUGUUAAUGUCAAAUCUCUUGAGAGUAUUCAGCGUGCUGUUGCCUUAAUUUGUCUUGACCAAGCCAACCCUGAUGUCAAUGCUGCACAGAACAACAAAGCAUUUAACAAUGAUCAGUUGUCCAUUGUAUGUUCACGGGGUCUUCAUGGUAAUGGAGUGGCCAGGAAUACAGGAAACAGAUGGUACGACAAGACUAUGCAGUUAUAUUUUGGCAGUGAUGGCGGUUGUGGUACGGUGUUGGAGCACUCAUUUAGUGAUGGCCUUCCUUGCAUUGCUUUGGUGGACACUUUGUUGGACUACUGUAACAACAGUUCAGAGGCAAGAUCAUGGAAACCUGAAGAUGCUGAAGGUGUUAUUGCCUCUCGACCCAGGCAACUCAUUUGGAACUUAUCUGAACAGAGCAAACUGGACAUUCUUAAAUCAGCUGAAAAGAUAGACAAAUUAGUUGAUGACACAGAUUUAUGCGUUUUUGUAUUCAAACAUUUUGGGAAGAACUUUAUCAAGACAAUUAAGCAAAGUCCAGAUGCAUAUAUUCAAGUUUGUAUUCAGCUUGCAUAUUAUCGAUUGUAUCAUGAAGCUGUCCCAUCGUAUGAAAGUGCAUCUACCAGCCAGUUUCAAUUUGGUCGCACAGAUACCAUACGGGCUGCCACACCUGAAUCUUUGUUAUUUACACUCAAUAUGGACAGAAAUGAAAUAUCUAAUGAGGAGAAAAUUGCAUUGUUUAAGGAUGCUAUUGCUGCACAUGUGAAAUAUACUAGAGAAGCAGUGGCAGGCCAAGCAAUAGAUAGGCAUCUUCUUGGACUAAAGCUGUCAGCUCAAGAGGCAGGUCUUCCUAUGCCCAGUUUGUUUACAGAUUCUUCAUUUGGAAAAGUGUUCAGUUUCAAGAUAUCAACUAGCCAGGUUCCAUCAAAGUAUGAACUGGUUUUGUGCUUUGGUCCUGUGGUAUCUGAUGGCUAUGGAAUCUGUUACAAUCCACGAGAAGAGAGUAUUCCCAUUGCAAUCUCCUCAUUUCGAAGCUGCUCAACAACUGACAGCAGGAGAAUGGUAGCCUCUCUGGAAAGGGCUCUACUUGAUGUACAUGGUUUGUUCAGCACAGUUAUGAAGAGUAAAUUAUGAAUUGAUAUCAGCUAAUUGUUUGCAUCUUUGCUUGUGGUUUUCAAUCGGUCUUUGUCAGCUUUAGUUUCAUUGAGUCGUGUGUACCAUAUACAUGCAUAUUUCUCAUUGAUUCCUUUAAUUGUUGAAAUCUGACAGUGUCGUGUGUGUGUGUGCAUGUGAGUGUGCGCAUGUGUGUGUGGGUGUGUACGUGCAUGUGUGUAUGUGUGUGUGUGUGUGUGUGUG
Messenger RNA from Corticium candelabrum, 2270 nucleotides. RefSeq names its product carnitine O-acetyltransferase-like. Lineage: Eukaryota; Metazoa; Porifera; Homoscleromorpha; Homosclerophorida; Plakinidae. The record is from RefSeq and is a predicted model, not a curated record. Gene Ontology annotation, molecular function: acyltransferase activity. Bases 180 to 2048 code for a protein of 622 amino acids. The transcript has 14 exons.